CACGACUCCAGCUGAGCUUUUAGAACAAAUCGUCCUAAUCGCAGCUCGCCAGCAUCUCCAAGGCCCACCAAGUGUCUUGCGUUCCCUACGAUUAACGUGCCGCAUGGCUAACAGUGCCCUUUCACCUGAGUCAAACUCAUAUAUGUACUUCAUGUUAUUCAGGGACAGAUUUUCUCCUUGGAGACAUUUUCAGGCGGUCAGCUCACAGUCGAUAACAUAGAGCAUGAGCUGAGGAAACGUUUUCGAGCACUUCAACGCAUUCGGCGAGGCGAUGUUGCUGAUCCUGACAUCCUAGAGUCCCUCUCCACCAUCUAUAUUAUGAUGCUGGAGGAUGAUGGUCGGAACUGGGACCAGUUACUUUGGGCUCGACUUCCAAUUUUUAUGACGCGCUUCCUUCGCGAACGUUUAAUGGUUGGUGCCGAGAAUAACAAAGGAUGGCCCACAGAGAAUGAGGUCAAUGUCUUGGCGGUUUCCAUCUUCUGGUUGAUGUCCUGCUCAGAGUCCAUAUGCGAUGAAACCGAUGAACUCAGGAGAGAGUUCGUGCAACUGCUAUCACCAUACUCCUUUGCUGGGUUUCGAUAUCCAUGUUUCACUGGGCUGGAGUACGAUUUCUGUCCUUUGGAAAAUUCUCCCAAGACUGUUGUCACAUCUGCUUAUGGGGUAUAUUCUCCCAUUCGUCCAGUUUCAACUACCAUAUGCUACUUUGGGCGGCCAGUACCGUUCAACCUUCCACCUGUUGCUCCAUAUGCUAUCCUCGUUCACUUUUCUCGUUUGGAGACUCGCCCUCUUAUGAUCCCUCCACAUCUACCAGAGACUCGAGCAGAGGCUGUCGCGAACAGUAUUUCAGGGCCUACAAAGGAGGACAUAGUAUACUUUAAUACUCGUUGCAAGACUCAUUUUCCGGGCACGAUGUACGGCAACCGCUUCGACACUCUGCUUAAGAGCCGGCGACAUGAUCCUGAUUGGACGCGUUCCAUUCGUGAUCCUCUCUAUCGCUCCCCUUCUUCCUUACCUGGACAAUAUAUCCCUGGUACGAUUUCCGGUCGCUGGCAGGGAUCUUUCAUUGCCCCAUAUUAUGAUGUAUACAAGGAUAUGCUAUCGUCUCCCUCUGCUCCGUCACCUUUUCCAACAUUUGGCCGGUUCCCUCUUUAUGUUACUUUCAGAGAGCUUUACUGUUACUCUCCGUCAAUCCCCCUCCCCUUGGGAGGCAAUGAAGGCGUAUUUGAAAAUGCAUUUUUGCCAAUCGGCUGUCGGUGGCAUGAGACCGAGACAGGGAUUGAAUUUACUGGAAAAAACGCGUCGUUCAAGGCCUAUUAUUCUCCACCGAGGCAAGAGCACCUCGAAAUUGGCCUCGUCGGAGGCAUUGCCGGCGAGUCAAAGCCAAGUGCGCAUGGUGCUUUUGAUGUCAUCAUUACAGGAGUGACAGAGGAUCGAUAUGCAGCUGCUUGGGGUGGCUACCGCUACAUGGGACGGAUACGACCCUCAGAUGGUCUAAUCGUUCUUCUCCGUGAACCACUGGACCCUCAGAUGGUUGAACUUGGGCGAGCGUUAUUCAGAGGCUACAUCAUCUCUUCUCGCAACUUUGUGGGUCGCUGGAGACGUGUGUCCAGCGGCGUUCAUCCUCCUGAAUGGGAGUCAAUAUUCAGUUUGUGCAAAGACAUGUCAUGGGAAUAGCGUCAAUGUGAUUUGCGUUCUCCUUAAUUGUUGUACAUCG
Suillus fuscotomentosus is the source of this 1714-nucleotide messenger RNA. RefSeq lists its product as uncharacterized. The coding region runs from base 319 to 1674 and encodes 451 amino acids. The transcript is spliced from 8 exons. Lineage: Eukaryota; Fungi; Basidiomycota; Agaricomycetes; Boletales; Suillaceae. The record is from RefSeq and is a predicted model, not a curated record.